ACCUAAACUUAAAACCUGUGAUUUUAGCAAUAAAUUGUAAUUUUUCUUCAGAAAUAUAUCGAUUUUUACAAUUAUGGGGACAGAAGUGGCGUUAUCAUUUAGUACUUUACGUACACAAUUAGAAAAUGAGCGAAAUAGUUUAUUCAAAUUAGACGAAAACAUAAAGAAAAUAGUGCAAACAUCAGGACGAUACAAUAAUGAAAGCAGAUACAAUCCUUUCGGUGAUCACUCUAGAGGAGGACCUAGGCUAGGCGGCAGAAAUUCGUAUACUGAAGCAAAUAAGAACGACGACCAAUUCUUCAAACGUAAACAUGAAACUAAAACUGUUUUUAGCAGAUUAUCAGCAAAAACUAAUGAUAGUGAUGGAGAGGAAGAUGUACCAGGUCCCAAAAGAACUCGAGUAUCUUCAGCAGUGUGCAGGGAGCUCCCCACUAGAGCAGCUGUCCUGCGAGCCCAGGGGGAUGAUGAGCAAGCAAGGACUAGAAAUAGGAGAAUUUUCGGUUCACUUCUGGGGACCCUGCAAAAGUUCAAACAGGAAGAGAUUGUGUUACAGACUAAAGAAGAUAAAAAAGCCCAAGUAGAAAGAAAAAUAGAAGAGCAAGCUCGGCAAGAGAAGGAAAGGGAAUUAAAAGAAAGGCGAGUAUUAUUUGCAGAGCGGGAACACAAGAAAGCGACAAUCAAAGCACUAGAAGCCAAGAUGAUGAGGGUGCAAGAGUUUGAGAAGUGGGAGGAGUCUCAGCGCAGCCUAGGGAACUUCAUCCUCACCAAGGCCAAGCCCCACAUAUACUGGCUGCCUAGGAGGAUGUCUGAAAAGGCGACGGAGAAGUUGACGUCUAGUAGAAAGUAUCAUGAAAAGUGCAUGGCGAAGAAACGUCAAGAGCUACAAGAGGAGUUGCAGCGAAUAGAGCAGCGCUGUCUGCGGCAGAAGCCGGGUGCUAAGGAGAACGAUCCGCAUGACGAUGUGCCGCAUGACCAGCAUGUUCAUGAAUUGGAAGAAAAUGGCAAUAAGAAGCGAGACAAAUUCGCAAUGGACGCUGAUGAUAAGGAAGACAGUGAUGCAGACGACCAACAUGAUGAUAAGAACAUGGAGCAGGAACUUACUGCUGUUCCAGAACCAGAAGAAAUCAAAAUGGACACAAGCACAGAUCACACUGAGCAAAAUGACAUUGUUCCAAAUGAGAUUGCACCAAAUGUGACUGUACCAAAUGACAUUGUACCAGAGAACGCUGAAGAAAUACCACAAACAGAGCCUAAAGCUGAAACCGUAGAAGAGAAAAAACCAGAUUCCAAUAAUCCAGAACAUUCCUAAUGCUUGAUAUACAC
Colias croceus (clouded yellow) is the source of this 1323-nucleotide messenger RNA. It is a transcript of the gene Pnn, whose product is annotated as pinin. The transcript is spliced from 7 exons. NCBI's taxonomy places the organism in Eukaryota, Metazoa, Arthropoda, Insecta, Lepidoptera, Pieridae. Bases 74 to 1309 code for a protein of 411 amino acids. Gene Ontology annotation, cellular component: catalytic step 2 spliceosome. The record is from RefSeq and is a predicted model, not a curated record.